Molecule: messenger RNA, 5101 nt
Organism: Conger conger (European conger)
Lineage: Eukaryota; Metazoa; Chordata; Actinopteri; Anguilliformes; Congridae
Product: SITS-binding protein-like
Exons: 10
Coding region: 665-2749 (694 amino acids)
Source: RefSeq, a predicted model, not a curated record
UGUAAUUUCCUUACCAGAUUGAAAGCCCAUAUUUAACAGGGUGAAAUUAUCUGGCCGCCUACAAACAAGAAAGUUUGCAUCACUGUAAAUACUGUAGUGACCAAGUGCGUCGGAGACGGAGUGAGCGCGCAUGAAGGGGAGUUGCGAACACCACUUUUCAGUCGGUAUAGCUCCCGGGCGCUUUAACGCUGCUUCGUGGUGCGUCCCGGGCGCUUUAACCUGCAGCUAGAUAUUUGCAAAGCAGUCUGCAAUACUUUCUCUGGUUUCUUUUUGAUGACCAGUUUUGAGUAACGUCAUAAACAGGCGAAAAGUGCAGAGCAAGCAAAUAAGCCGCUAAGGAGCCGUUCGUACUAUAGCCUAGACAUUACUGCUAAACCUGGGUGAGACAAAAAAAAGAACUUUAUCUACCAGCAUGUGGUAAGUUUUCACCUUUCUGGAGUUUGUGGAUGUUUCAGCCGUGGGGUAUGUUGUCUUUAUCACGCGACAGGUCUCAGUAGCAGGCAUAAAUAACGGAUACAUGUUUCACUAACUUUCUUAUUAGCCCAUUAAGGCAGCAAGUCACCACGAAACAUCAAGGCUAUAUUUUAAUAUCGUACACGUAGAAUAUUCUUAAUGACACAUAUUUAAUAUCAUUGCUUACAUUUUUUGUUCAUACUAUUGCAAUAUGCCUCACGCUCGAAAUAGGAACCCUAGUCCCAUCCCAGAAGUUACAUGGGACACUGGGCUUAAGGAAAUGAACGAAACAUGGAAAGGGGCGAUCGCCUGCUUUGGUGUGGCUGUCUUCUUCGCUAUGACUAUCGGGAUCAUUUAUUGGCAAGUCGUCGAUCAGCCUAAUAAGAACUGGAUCUUAAGAGGGACUUUUAGUGGACUGAUUUGGGAGAGGAACACCCACUCUAUUGUUAUACAGACACUGACCGAGAACAAGACCUUUGUGGAGAUUGGCGUGAAGAACGUCGGGAACCCUGAAGCUGACGUGCCAUUUGUCAGAAACCUGUGCUGGUCAAACAAAACAGAGUUCUGUUUCACCUGGGAUUCGGUUGCAAACAUCAAGAUAUCUUUGGAAUCAGAUGACGCAUCGCAGACCGAGUGCUACAACAUUACCUGGACGCCACUGAAUUGUCAUAUGGAUUUAGAGGACUGUUUCUCUAUGAUUAAUGUCUCCUGGUACGGUGGAGCGAGUGUCCAGGCGCAGAAUUGGCCGAUAAACAACGCCUCUGUCUCCAUGCAACCUUUUGUUGUGAGUGACCUUCAAGCUGACCCUUUGGGGUAUGGGUCAGUUUUGGAGCGCUACUUCCUGGGGUCGACAGGUGUGGCGGUGCUGGUGGAUCCCGAGGUGGCCCUGCAGGUGGGCUUUGAGAGCAUGCGGCGCUUCUGUCUGCGUAAGCCCCCCAGCAUGGCGAAGCUUCCCCUCAAGUACACGGUGUGUGUGGGAUCAAACCUCAAGGCCAUGCACCAGGAGGUGCGGCUCCGUCCCCUGUCCCACAAACCAGCGCUGCCCAACAUGGAUAUCCUAUGGUUGCCGUUCUGGAAGCUGCUUGUGAACGUGGACUCUGGAGUGAAGCUUGAGAGGGAGCUCCGGACCUUCUCCAACCGACUGAAGAGACUCCACCUGGGGGAGGGCGUCCUCAGCCUCACGGAACAUUCCACGGCUCUCCUAUCCGACAUGCUGGACCAUGAGUACCUCUACGGUAAGAAGAAAGUCUCUGAGGGAACGACCAGGGAUCUGACACUAUUGAGGCUCCUGAACAUCUCCGCCACCCUGUCCCCGUUCCUGGGUAUAGACAGCCAGCAAUUCCAGGCUUCCCUGGAGGAUGGCAGAGAAGCGUACUGGCUCAGCUUGCCUGCAACCCCACAGGGCCACCUGGCACCCCUGCUCACACACUGGAAGGAGAAGUUCUGUGUGAAGCUGAACGUCAGCAACCCAGCAGCAGUGGCCUGGUUCAUUGAGAGGGUGUCCAGUCUGCGGGCCCUGUUGGGUGUGGAAUACCUGGUGCUGGAGGGUGGGGAGAGGAACCCAUUUCAGGAGCAUGGCCUGUGCCCACCCAAAGCCCUGGCCAGAGAUGAGUACAUCCAGCUCCUGGCAGAAGUGGCCACAAGGAUCAGCAACUCGGUCAUCGUGACCGCGGGAACACGACCGAGCCAGACGCCUCUGUUCCUCAGCAUGGUCCCGCUCAGCAGUGACUGGAGUCACUCAGGGCUGAAGGGCCUUAUUCCAUCAGUCCUGCACUACAGCCUGCUGGGCCAUAGCUUCUUCAUUCCUGAUGCAGUAGGUGGCUCCCUCUCCAUGGAGCUUGUCACUGACGAGGAGCUCUUCAUCCGCUGGCUGGAGAUCAUCUGCUUUUUCCCUGUCAUGUCCUUCCAGACUCCCCCCUGGGUGUACGCUGAGGACAGGGUCCUGAACCUGACUAGAGCCUAUAUAGCCAAGCACCAGGACUUUGUAGUUCCCCUCAUACUAAAGUAUGCAGAGGAAUGGAAAGCCAGCAGGAAUCCCAUAUACCGUCCCCUCUGGUGGGUCAGUCCUGAAGACCUCAACACGUUCACUGUCGAUGAUGAGUUUCUGAUAGGAGACGAGGUCCUUGUAGCACCAGUUACGGAGAGGGGCGCCACCCAGAGAGAUAUCUAUUUACCAGGAAGCGGAUUUCAGUGGCAAGACCUGAGCAACAGCCAGGUUUUUGAUGGAGGGACAUGUUUAAGAGAUUACCCUGUUGGUCUUGAAGAAGUGGCCGUUUUCGUACGUAGGAAUUCUUGAAGCAACGGGAACAGUUUUGUUACUGCUGUUCUUCCACUCUGAUUGCACUUUCCUCUAAGACUAUCAGCAGCAUAGCAAGAUAUCAUUUUUGGACAUUUUUAUACUUGCACUAUAGAAUUCUACAUAAUUUCUAUAUUCUAAGGGUUUUUUUGUAAUCAGCAAUUGAGCAAUUUCAUCAUUUUAUAGACUUUUUGCUGCUUUUUUUCGCAUUUAAACGUGUUUACAUUUGAUUUUACUGUCUUUUAAAAUAUUGACUACAGAUAUCCAUCCAAUGAAGUAACAAAGUAUAACCUUCAUGCACUUAAAAAAGUUGAUGAAUUUUAUAAAGAAGACCAAAUUGGAGAAGAAAACUUCUUCGCUAAAGAAGAGCCUGGAAAACCACACAUGAAUAUGUGGACUUGCUAAUUUUACUAGGCUCCUGCAUCCUGCAUUUGAAAAUUUUACCUCAACUUACUGUAUGUGUUUAGAGUACUUUGCCUUACAAAGACGCAGUCUCAAUCAUCUCUUCAAAAUUCUCAAUCCAAAUGUCUUGAAAGCAUCAAAGUAUGUCCCACACGUAUGUUACUGCAAAUGAUGACUGAAUUUUAGAUGGAACUGGUUAGAACAAUAUGAGAAGAGGCUCCGGUGGGCUUUGAGCCAUUUUUGUGUCCAAUCACAUCCUCUUCACUGUAUACUAGCCAGUGUCUUUCUUUCUCUCCUCUGGAGGAAACGCACAAGACAGACUCCUGUCAGACCUGACACACUGCCGCUGGUACUUUGCCAGGAUGCAAGAUACGUGGGUUAAAAUGCCUUCUGCUCUGCUCCAUUGCCAAAGCUGCUUGUGUGUAUCUGCACCAUUGAGUUACUAUAACAAGUACUGUAUCGGGUUGUGUAUCGGGUUGUAAAGUAAGGCCUGUAGGAAACAGCAGAGCCUGGUUCUCUGUUGUAAUCAGGUGGUCUACUCUUGCAUUCCUUCAGUCCUCUCGACUCCAGGAGCAUACACUUGGUUGAGUUUCCGAUGCCAUAUUACAGUUUAUUAUAUAUUAAUGAAGCACUGUACAGCCAUUACUGUCAGAGUUUCGUGGUCACAUCCUCUCAAUUAGUAUUCAUAAGACAUGUUAAAUUGUUACAUUUGCAUUUCACAGCAUACAAAAGGUUCAUGCAAUGUUAAGAAUAUAGAGUUGCAGAUCUGGUUAGUAUAUAAUUGAGUUAGUCCACAGACUAGAAGAGAGUGCAGAGAAAGGCUGGCAGUUGAUGAGACAAUGAGGGAAACCAUGCAGUUCAACUGUAUGACCUGUGAGAAGGGUACCACACAAAGUACCCAUAACUUUAUCACAUGGAAGAGGUCAAAGGUCACAUGAGAUCAGGAUGAAGCCCUGUGAUACUGUCCAGAAACCUUUUGUGUGCAAAAAACAGCCACAACAAAUGUUCUGUGUGCAAUUACAGGGGAAGGCCCUGAUACACUGAAUGGACAUUAUAAAAUUGUAUGUUUUAACUAUAAUUCAUACCAAUUCUUUCAAAUGUUAAAUGUAUCUUUUUCUAUGUAUAUGCAUACCAUGGCUCUUUGAUAUCGCAAUUGUGCAGUAGGGAAGGGCCUGACCCACAACCCUUCCUUGUCUGUAGAGUAGGCAGCCAUACAUGAUGCAGUCCUUACCAGAAAAAGGACACAAUCUUGUUCAUCACAUCGUCAUUAGGUGAAAUCAAAAGAAAUGCUGUGUAGUUGUUUGACUUGUUUUUAAUGCUGCACAAUACUGCAAAGAAAUUACACCGAAAGCCAGCUUUCCACUCAGCAACAGAUUGUAGCAUGUUACUGCUUUCGUCUGUAAUGCAUGCUCUGUUUUGUUUUUUAUAUAGAAGUUAUAUAACUGUCACAUGAAUUUUAGAAAUAAACAUAUUAAUUAAUGACCUGAUGGUCAUUAAUCUGGCCUGAUACGAAUGACCUGAACUGUGUAAUUAAAACACAUUAUAUGCUUACUGUAUUUACAGAUGACUCAGGUCCCGCAACUCUUUUUCUUUUGUCAAAAAAAAAUCUACACUAAAACAAAUCAACACUAAAGUCUUAGAGAUUAAUUCACUGGGUUGAACUUCAAUGUCUUUAUAUAGUUCAGGUAAACAUAGAUUUGAAAAUGAAAUUGUGUUUUCCAUAAUACAAACUAUAUAAUUGCAUUUUUAGUGAGUAUACUAUUUCCUGCUUGUGGUUAUAUUUUGGAUCUUCUAAAAAAUUCGGAAGCAUUAUCUGAGGGACCUGAAUGCUGUAACUGCACAAAUUAAAAACAGCAGCAGUGCCUCCCACGAGUCUUUGCUUUGGUUAAUAAAUCUUUUUUUCUUUUUUCUUUUUUUUUCUGUUAAUGAACAGACAUUUCAAAUGUACAA